Molecule: messenger RNA, 1166 nt
Organism: Boleophthalmus pectinirostris (great blue-spotted mudskipper)
Lineage: Eukaryota; Metazoa; Chordata; Actinopteri; Gobiiformes; Gobiidae
Product: dysbindin
Exons: 4
Coding region: 259-879 (206 amino acids)
Biological process (GO): negative regulation of protein kinase activity
Cellular component (GO): cytoplasm
Source: RefSeq, a predicted model, not a curated record
AGCGCGUGUGUGCAUGACGCCGGCCAACCGAGAUGACUGUGUGAAGCAAACCUCGAAAGAACUGCAAAAAACACUGGAGGAGGAAGAGGAGGAAGAGCGCAGUCCAAAGAUCACAGAAGAUAUACUGAAGAUUAAUGGCUAUUGUUUAUGUAUGAUUGUGUUACAAGUCCAGAUGACCAACACUCACUGCAGGCACCACCAGCAUCCCACUAUGGAGCUGUGAAGACAACUUAAAAGAUACUCAAGAAUCAAAGCAUCAUGUCGUCCACUGGGUCGGCCAACCACAACAAGCGUCUAGCAUCAGAGACAGACAACUCACAGCGUCACCUAGACAACGACUCCCGACAACAGCUGAAGCUCAGAGACAGACAGCGCUUCUUUGAGGAAGUCUACCAACAUGAUGUGGACAACUACCUGCCCUCCACUCAUCUGCAGAUUGACUGUAGAAAACCACCCAUGGGCAGCAUCUCGUCCAUGGAGGUGAAUGUGGACGUGCUGGAGCAGAUGGACCUGAUGGACAUUUCGGAUCAAGAGGCUCUGGACGUGUUCCUCAACUCCGGCUCUGGGUCAGAGGAGGCGCCACUGACCCCCUCACUACCAGCAGAAGCCGAGAAUGAAGAGGAGGAUGAAGGGGCGGAGGUUGUGUACAGAGAGGGUGUCCCAGUAAAGCGUCUGAAUGAGACAAAGAGCAGAUCUAAAGUACGAAUAUUGUCCACAUCCUCUGGGUCCAGUGACACCAGUGGAGCAGAUGCAGACACACCCGUCAUCCAAUCAGACGACGAGGAGGUCCACGCAGACACUCUGCUCCUCACCUCUGUCCCCCAAAACAGGGACGAAGAGAGUGAGGAAGAGGAGGAGCCACGGCGUGCACCUGUAUAAUAGAAGUCUAUUUGAGAAUAAGAAGCCAUUUCUUUGUCAAAUGCAGAUCCCAGCAUGAAACUGGCUGUGAUAUUUGCAUAUUGUAUCAUUUAAAUACAAAAAAGAUUCUAUUUUAUUAUGACAGAAACCGGUCUAGCCAGUUGAGUGAGGGUUGUCUUUAAAUGUUGAUGUGUCAUGCAGUUCUGUACUAACACGCUCUGGUUCUAGAGAAGUGUGUUUAUCACUUGAAUCCCGCCAGAGGGAAUGGCCACUCCUUUUUGUGUCUUAAAACACAGUGCCAAACAUAG